Pyrenophora tritici-repentis Pt-1C-BFP is the source of this 210-nucleotide messenger RNA. NCBI's taxonomy places the organism in Eukaryota, Fungi, Ascomycota, Dothideomycetes, Pleosporales, Pleosporaceae. The record is from RefSeq and is a predicted model, not a curated record.
AUGUCGUACGGCGGCGCUGCUAUGCGGCCAAAAUGGCACGGCAGCUGCGUGUGCAAAGAGGCUGCCAAAGGAAAACCCGUUGGAAAGAAGUUGGUUUUGAAAGGAUUCAAUCCUUUCUUCUCCCCAAACUUGGUUUGUUAUAUUGGGCUCAUCAUCACCUCGCUCAUCGUCGAAGCCUGUACCACCCAUCCAGUCGACCCUCUCAUCUAG